Cuscuta campestris is the source of this 965-nucleotide messenger RNA. NCBI's taxonomy places the organism in Eukaryota, Viridiplantae, Streptophyta, Magnoliopsida, Solanales, Convolvulaceae. The record is from the annotation of a GenBank genome assembly.
AAUUCACUCUCUCUAAACUCCCUUGUAAAAGUGACCGUGCACUCUCUGUUUUAAUAUAAUUCGGGCUACAGGUGUUCCACCUAAAGUCCUACCGGUCAUUCUGAGUGUUUUUACUUUCUUUACUUUACUGAAUCAAGCCAACUAUUCUAGACCCUGUCUAGUAUAGUUUGACCGGUCAAGUAAUUUACACCAUCAUUUUUGGCGCCGACCGUGGGACCGUUAAGGUUUCUUCUCUUCUAAACACAAACCUACCCACAAAAACACCACUCAAAAUGUCUUCCAGCCAGCAAAUCAACGCUACCUCUGCUCAGGUGCAGGCCACCACUGAAGGUAUCAGCACCCCCAUGGUUGCUACCCUGCCAGCCGUUUCAACUCCGGUUUUGCCGUUGGGACUAAGCUCGGUCCCAACACCCAGCAUGGUCAGCCCAUUCACGACCCCAGUUCUUUCCGCUGGACCGAGGGUCACGUUCCCACCAAGCAUGACCCAGUUCAUGAAUGACCCAGCCAACUUGCAGGCCAUCCAGGGCUUUGGCCAGGUCAUGGCUAUAUGCCAACAAAAUGGGGGGAUGCCUUUCAUCCCUGGUAUCUUCCGAUUCGCUCUUCCAGGCGCGGGAACCAUGCCCCUACAGGCUCCAAUGGCAGUGACUCCGUUUCAGACGCCGAUUCCGCAGCCAUCACCUUUCCAGCCGCAGCUAAUCAGCGCUGUGGCCCCCAUUAACUUGGCAGGUGCGCUUAACGCCGCAGGGCCGUCGCGUCCCCUGCAAGGUACGAAUCCGCUAAUCACUCCGGAUGGUCACUGCGUCUCAGUUGAAAGCGGAGACGAUGAGUGGGACAUUCCAAGGACCCACAAGAAGAAGAAGGGAAAGGCCAUCCGACCAGCCACCUCCCGAAACUCCGCCUUCGAAAGGCUGGGGAUAGGGAGGAGGGCCAGAUAAAAUCAGCCAAGCUGAGGCUGGGGCAAAGCG